Humulus lupulus (European hop) is the source of this 1314-nucleotide messenger RNA. RefSeq lists its product as uncharacterized. Bases 1 to 1314 code for a protein of 437 amino acids. The record is from RefSeq and is a predicted model, not a curated record. NCBI's taxonomy places the organism in Eukaryota, Viridiplantae, Streptophyta, Magnoliopsida, Rosales, Cannabaceae. The transcript has 2 exons.
AUGGGUUCCGGGAGGUUAACUAAAUUAAAGAAAAUGUUUGAGGAGCAUGGAUUGUUGGGAAGGGUGAAUGAGUCUGUUUUUGGAUCAUUGUUCACAUCCCCUGCCUUUUUGUUCUCUGGGGCAUUGGUGCACACACUGAUUUUGCGAAAGGUGAAGUCUCCGCAUGGCAAUGAGGUACACUUCUUGAUGGGCCCAAAAUUAUGUAAGUUUGGGGUGCACGAGUUUUCCAUUAUGAUUGGCCUGAGCUGCUCCUGUCCACCCCUUGCCGCUGACAUUCAACCUCACCUUACGUCCUCCCACCUACUCGAUACAUAUUUCAAUGUGGAACCUGAGAAAGACAUUAAGUUCAAUAUGUUGGAACGAGCUUUUAGUAUGUGCGAUGUACCUGAUGAUUUGUACAAGCUCGGUUUGGUUUACUUUGUGGAGGGGAUACUAUUGGCCGCUGAGAACGACAAUGCUAUUUGGCGAGAUUCAUUGUCGAUGGUCGAGGAUUUAGAUUACUUUGAGAGGUAUCCAUGGGGAUCCCUUUCAUUUGAUACAACUGUGAAACAAUUCAGUAGAGAUAUGAAAGCGAUUGGUGCUACAAUUCCUGGUGAGAAGGUGAAGAAGACCACUGAGGUGGAGUCUUCUAAGGGUGUUCAGGUGGAGGCAAAGUACACCUGCAAGGGGUAUCCACCAGCCUUGCAAUAUUGGGCAUACGAGAUGAUUCUUGAUUUGCAGAAGGAAUACACCAAGCCCUAUGGAUUCAAGUUCCCUAUGAUGCUACAGUGGGAGAGCACAGGUCAGCUGAAGCAUUCGCAUGUGAAGGAUGUACUUGCGAGGAGACGUCUGUCAUGCAUUUAUAUCCUAAAGCCUCGACCAGAUGAGCGAGACUUCUUCGACACCAUAUAUCAGAGGACAAAUGGGGAUGCUCCUAGGUAUACGAUGCUGCAGGAUAUGAUCCAACCUGCGCCAAAGGAUGGAAGACCUUACGAUCUUGAGGCGGAGGCUGCUGCAGUGGCUGAGAUAGCUGUGGAGGCUGGCAUAUUUGUGGAGGAUGCCCCGACGGAGACUGCUUCAGAUACUAGUGUAGAACCUACUUCUGCUCCUGUUCCUGGGGCUUAUGAGGCUGUGUUGGGUGAGAUGGCUAGACUAUCAGGUGUAGUGGACAAGGCUAAGGCCAAGCUGGCAACACUUAGUGGUAUACCUACUCCUGCACCUACUCCAGCAGUGGAUGUAGAGUAUGACAUUCUCCCCACAUGUUACGAGCCUCCUGCUGGAGAAGCCACACCUCCUCAACCAGUGCAGACGGUCUUAGGUACUACUAAUCCAUGA